This is a messenger RNA of Dicrocoelium dendriticum, 2214 nucleotides long. The record is from the annotation of a GenBank genome assembly. Lineage: Eukaryota; Metazoa; Platyhelminthes; Trematoda; Plagiorchiida; Dicrocoeliidae.
AUGGAUGUGCGUUACAGUGGACGCAGGUCCUAUCGUUCUGCUACAGUUAUUCAGUUUCAAAGGUUAGAAGAUCCUCGUAUUGCCCUGCGUAACUCGCAGCUAAACAAGGUUGUUGUCCCACCUGACUAUGGCAAUACCUCCAACACUCCUGUUCCUUCAACUCGCGGAGGUGAAUUGGCUCAGACGACCCUCUCCUACGAGCAAAUCAAAAGUCAACUAUUGUCUCAGGGACUUUUGUUUGAAGAUCCCGAAUUUCCAGCCACGAACGACAGUUUAUACUAUAGUGGACCACCAAGUAUGCACAUCACUUGGCUUCGACCACACGAGAUAUGCAAGAAUCCACAGUUCAUUGCCGGAGGCGUGUCCCGCUUCGAUGUAUGUCAAGGCGCUCUUGGGGAUUGCUGGCUUCUUGCCGCCAUCGCGUGUCUGUCACUGAAAAGCAAUUUAGUUGCCCAAGUCGUCCCGGAAGAUCAGGAUUUCACCACUGACUACUGUGGUCUUUUCCGUUUUCGGUUUUGGCGGUAUGGAGAGUGGAAGGAGGUUGUCGUUGAUGAUCGCUUGCCUACAUCGAAUGGGUCGCUUGUUUAUAUACAUUCGACAGCCAACAACGAGUUUUGGUCAGCUCUUUUGGAGAAGGCUUAUGCCAAGCUUUGUGGUUCAUACGAAUCCUUGAAAGGAGGAAUGACCAGUGAGGCUCUGGAGGACUUCACCGGUGGGAUUGCAGAGAUAUUUGACUUGAAGUCUAAAUGUUCACCUGAUUUGUUGAACAUAAUGCUCAAGAGUCAGGAGCGUAAUUCUCUCAUGGCCUGUUCCAUUCAGGCUAAUCCGGCCAUACUCGAAGCUAUAUUACCAAAUGGCCUUAUCAUGGGUCAUGCGUAUUCAGUCACUGCGGUGAAAAUGAUAGAUGUAUCGAUUCCCGGAAAACCUGGCCAGAUACCGCUAGUGAGGGUUCGUAAUCCGUGGGGUAAUGAAGCAGAAUGGAAAGGCCCUUGGAGUGACAAAUCACGAGAAUGGUCGCUCAUCUCGGACGAAAUGAAACUCAAAGUUGGAUUGACCUUUGAAAAUGACGGAGAGUUUUGGAUGUCAUUCCAGGACUUCGUGAACAAUUAUGAGAAACUGGAGAUGUGUCACCUUGGACCACAAUCGGUAGGUGGGCUAUCGGAUGUUACUGGACGGAAAUGGGAAAUGUGCAUUGAACGAGGUAGCUGGAAAUCCCGAGUGUCCGCUGGAGGUUGCCGUAAUUUCCUCGACACUUUUUGGAUCAACCCGCAAUUUAUUAUUGAUGUGGUCGAUCCCGAUGAAGGGGAUGAUAGCAACUUCGGAACAAUAAUCGUUGGAUUAAUGCAAGUAGACAGGCGGCUACAACGUGACCAGGGAGGAGAAAAUCUGACAAUUGGUUAUUCAAUCUAUGAAACUCCAGAACAUCUGAAGGGUACGUUAUCGAAAAGAUUCUUCAAGUACCAUGCAUCGACAGCGCGGUCGCCCGCCUACAUCAAUAUGCGUGAGGUGUGCGGACGGCAUCAGCUAAAACCGGGACGCUAUGUCAUUAUUCCUUCCACCUUCCAACCAGGUGACGAGGCUGAUUUUGUUCUGCGAAUCUUCUCCGAGCAGCCUCAAUCGACCCAGCAACUGGACGAAGAAACUGGCCUCGUUCAGCCUGGGGUUGUAACGACCAAUUUGAACGAUGCACAAGUUGAUGCCCUAAGGCGUGCCUUUGUCAAAGUGGCCGGCCAAGAUGGUGAAAUAGAUUGUGAGGAACUUCGCGAUAUCCUGAAUGUGGCAUUCACGCGAGGUACGUGUUCUUACUUCAAAUUCGAUGGAUUCAGUUUGGAAUCAUGCCGUAGCAUGAUUUCCAUGAUGGAUUUUGACCGAUCGGGUAUGCUCAAUUUCGAAGAGUUCAAGAACCUGUGGAAUUCACUUCGACUUUGGAAGACUGCCUUCAAGAAAUUCGAUGUCGACAAGAGUGGGAAUAUGAACUCAUUUGAACUGCGAAAUGCUCUCAGAUCUGUAGGUUUUUCAAUCAGUAACGCCAUUUUCGACACACUUGUGAUGAGGUUCUCAAAUCGCGAUGGCAAUGUUCCAUUCGACGAAUAUGUGAUAUGCUGUGCGCGUCUGAAAACCUUAUUUGAUAUGUUCAAAGCGACUGUGGACAACACAAGUGGAAAGGCAUCGUUUGAUGAGCACUCGUUCGUAAACGCGGUUCUCUAUAUGUGA